UCAAGGAUCAAACGGUCCUCGUCGGUUCUCGGCAUGGACAGCCUAUAAAAGCGCGCCAGUGGGCCAGGUUCGGUGCCAGUAUUCCAAGGACCGUCGCCAGGUGCGGAUCUCCCAGAACAGCAGCAGCAGCAGCUCGGGACACAAUUAGCUGGUUGGUUGGAUUAGUCCAGUUCCAGAAGUUCUGGAAAGUGAAGUGAACUUCCGGGAAGUCCGGAAAUAAGGAGUGGUGCAGUUUUGGUUUUGUUUUAGAACUCCCCCGUCGGCGACAACCAGUCGGUUUCAGUGAAGUGGAUAAUUGUAGUUCCGGCGUGUACGACAGCUUCUUUGAACUAAUUAAGGCGGUGUGAUGUUGGCCUUUCUGGACGGUGCAACCCCGACGGAACUUGGACGCCCGACAGAAAUGAAGUCGUUUUAGUGAAGCUUUGAACAAAUUUUGAAACACUCAAAAUGUCCCUGUUGAACACUUAGUAUAGCUUUACUGUUUUGUUAACCUUUUUGGUUGAAAAAGAAGCACAUCCACCACCAAAAUCUUCAAAAAGUCCCCACAAACAGCAUCAACAGGUGGAUCCCUGGUGUUCUGGUGUGACCACAUACACACCUUUUGACUUCGGGGGAAUCGCGGGCCACCGGCGGGCAAGCGCCGGUUUUAUGUUCGAGCUGGAUGACCCACGGGAGAAGCUGAGACUACUGGCGACCCCGGUCAAACUGGGAGACCAUCCAGGCAAAAGCGAAACUGGCAAACUAACCAAGAACGCUGACUGUUGCGACGGCGGGCUUGCGGGGGCCGGCGAAAACGGCGUCGACGAGCGAAGUUGCGGUGGGGGCGGGGGUGGCGGAGAGGAGGUCGCCCUGGCGAUGACCACCCUCGGCCAGAUCAAGGCCAGCUCGAGGAAGGGGGGCCACUGCAUCGACCUGGCCGAUUCGGACCAGCGCGAAACAUGGUCCGGCAAGGUGGACUUUCUGCUGUCCGUGAUCGGGUUCGCCGUCGAUCUGGCCAACGUGUGGCGCUUCCCGUACCUGUGCUACAAAAAUGGCGGCGGUGCAUUCCUCGUUCCUUACGGCGUUAUGCUGGUGGUUGGCGGCAUUCCUCUGUUCUACAUGGAGCUCGCGCUGGGUCAGUUCAACCGGAAGGGUGCCAUCACCUGUUGGGGCCGGCUGGUUCCCCUUUUCAAGGGAAUCGGUUACGCGGUCGUGCUGAUCGCGUUCUACGUGGACUUUUACUACAACGUGAUCAUCGCGUGGUCGCUGCGGUUCUUUUUCGCGUCCUUCACGGACCACCUGCCGUGGACGCUGUGCAACAACGAAUGGAACACGGUCCUCUGCAAGCCGUUCGAGUUUGGUGGACCGAAUAGGACCGCGGCAGCUUCGGCGGCGGCGUCCAUCAACGGAUCCUGGGUGAACGCAACGGUGACUUCGACGGUGGCCGCGGUCAACGAGACCAAGUUCCAGUCCGCAGCGUCCGAGUACUUCAAUCGGUUCAUCCUGGAGCUGGACAAGAGUGACGGCAUCCACGACCUGGGCACGAUCAAGUGGGAUAUGGCCGUUUGUCUGCUGGUGGUCUACCUGGUGUGUUAUUUUUCGCUCUGGAAGGGCAUCAGCACUUCCGGAAAGGUGGUUUGGUUCACGGCCCUGUUUCCGUACGCUGUGCUGCUGAUUCUGCUGGUCCGUGGCAUCACGCUGCCCGGGUCGGCCUCCGGAAUCCAGUACUAUCUGAGUCCAAACUUUGACGUGAUCUUCAAGGCGGAGGUUUGGGUGGACGCCGCGACGCAGGUGUUCUUCUCGUUGGGACCCGGCUUUGGAGUGCUGCUGGCGUACGCCUCGUACAACAAGUAUCACAACAAUGUCUACAAAGAUGCCAUCCUGACCAGCUUCAUCAACUCGGCGACCAGCUUCGUGGCCGGCUUUGUGAUCUUCUCCGUGCUCGGCUACAUGGCGCACGCCAGCGGGCAGAACAUCGAGGACGUUGCCACCGAAGGUCCGGGACUGGUGUUUGUCGUGUACCCGGCCGCGAUCGCGACCAUGCCCGGCAGCAUCUUCUGGGCGUUGAUCUUCUUCAUGAUGCUGCUGACGCUGGGAUUGGAUAGCUCGUUUGGUGGUUCGGAGGCGAUCAUUACGGCGCUCAGCGAUGAGUUCCCGAAGAUUGGCCGAAAUCGGGAGAUCUUUGUGGCGGGCUUGUUUUCGCUGUAUUUUGUCGUUGGGCUGGCAAGCUGUACCCAGGGUGGGUUCUAUUUCUUCCAGCUGCUGGAUCGGUACGCGGCCGGUUACUCGAUACUGAUUGCCGUACUGUUUGAGGCGAUUGCGGUGUCGUGGAUCUAUGGUAAGAAUUCUUUUUUACAUCAAAAAGAGAACAUUUUUGAAACCCUCCCAUUCCCAGGAACGCAACGCUUCUGCGAUGACAUCAAGGACAUGAUCGGUUUCGCGCCCGGCAUCUACUGGCGCGUCUGCUGGAAGUUCGUAGCGCCGCUUUUCUUGCUCUUCAUCAUCAUCUACGGCUUGAUCGGGUACGAACCGCUGAGCUAUGAGGACUACGUCUACCCACCGUGGGCGAACGCCCUCGGCUGGUGCAUCGCCGGUUCUUCGAUGAUCAUGAUCCCGCUGGUGGCCUGCUACAAGCUGCUCGUGACACCGGGAACCUUCCUGCAGCGCAUGAAGAUCUUGACGACGCCGUGGCGCGAUCAGCAGAUGGCCGUUAACGGCGUUACGACCGAGCCGGCCCAGGUCCGGCUGACCAACUCGGACGAGGGCGAAGAAGUUUGAGUGCAAUCAUUCUCGUUGAAGUUUGAUAUUUACUUUGUUUGAGGAAGGAGGUCUCGGGAAGGCCGACUUUUUUGUACUGUAAGAGUUAAUUGUGUGUGGGCUAUAAUUGCGCGACUACUAGAAGAUAAACCCAAUUGUUUGAAGAUGAAAACACUCCUAGAGUGGAACGGGAUUAGCGAAGCGCUAGAAUCUUAAAAUAAGAUUAAAGUUAAGCAAACAAAUACAAAUACAUGCUGUAUAGAUAAUAGAUCGAAACGAUUUCAAAGGAGGUAAUCAACAAGCGAAUUGAAUCAUAUUUAAAGUUUAUCGUUGAAACGGCCCUCUGCUCGCACAAACCAAAUCCUACAAGAUGUACAUAAUUCGCCGUGUAGGCUGUGCUGGGACGCAAAAUAAAAAAGGUGGUUCCGAUUUAUGAUAACAGAACAGAAUUUGUACAAUUGUUACCAGUUUUAUGUGGCCGUUGAUGAUAGAUAAAAUAUUCAAGUUUAACGCACUGAGAUAUUGCGCUGCGAUCAAAUCAUAACUAUAGAGCUAUAGAUAAGUUGCCACGUUGUGUAUCCCGACUAAGCUCUCCGCUUAACUUAGAACAAGCUAAAUAACGCUCUCUGUUUCUUCCAUCGUCGCCGUAACGCUUAAUACGUUAUUUUAUGCCACUGCCAGUGGCGAGUUGAAAGCUUUGCACCGUCCACGUGGAGCUUAACAGCCAUAAAGCUUCGCGUGGGAGGCAGUUAUCCACUCGCCUCCUGGCAAAGCGUUUCAUUUCUAUACAUCGUUGAAAGAAAGCUAUUCUUGCAGUAUACAGUUUAAAGUUAACUAAAUUGGAUAGAACGCUGAACUUACCCAUUUAUAUAGCAAAACCAACUAAUGCUGCUUUUCUGGGAUAAACGCAAAUAAAUAAGUGAAACCUAUUAGUGAAACUCCAGUGUGAUUAUGAACUGAAGAACACGUCUACGAUACCAUACGAACACUUAAAGCUAUCGACAAACCAUAUUGCUACGUAACUUUUAAACCGAUAGAUUGGGUUAUUGUUGUGAGAAAUAAAAUCAUGUUAAUUGCCGGAGAAAAUCACGGACACGUAACCAAUUUGAAACACCAACAACUUUAUAGCUGGGAAGAAAUGGGAAGAUAAAUUGAAAUUAUUUUUCUAUUUUUCUAUUUUUGUUUUUAAUUUGAGAGGAAAUUGUUUAAGGAAUGUUUUUCAGACAGCCAUUGGAGAACAUUCCGAGCAAUAUAAUUAAAGUUAUAUUACAACUAUUUUGAAAUUUUAUUUCAUAUUCUGUGAAAAAUUCAUCGUUCAGCCAUAGAAGAAAUUCUCACAGAAUGUGGUUUUGUUUUGGUUAGUUUGACCAAUUGAUUCUAAACGCAACGUUAGAACGUUUUUUUAAAGUUAUCUUUCAGUCCAUUCCAUUUCUUCUCAGUUGUCGGAAAACUGAAUAAAAAAUGAAAAUCCAGAGCUCAAAGUGUUCCCCUUUUAUACAACAUAAAAUAUCUAUUCCACCAACAAAGCUCAAACUGGAAGCAAAAACUAGCUUAAUAAACAAGUCGUGUUCCCCUUUUUCUAACGAAUCGUUAGCACACUAUCGUAAUACAUGCGGCAACAAUACGAAAUGCAAAGUAAAUUACUGUACCAACCAACCGACAACAACAAACCAAGAUGAGUGAUGCUUGUUCCAACAGUUUCAAUAGUUUUUGAGGCGUAAAAAGUUAUGAGUUAUUAAAUUGUCAGGAACAGAAAACAACGAAUACUCAGUAUUUUGUUAACUGCAGCUGUCGCGUACUGAACGUGCGUGAUGUUUCUACUGUAUACUUUGACUAUUGCUCACUAAAAACUAUGCUAAGUUUUAUACUUUCGUUUAUACUGUUAUUGUGUAAUAAAAUUGAUUGAGUUUGAAAUCUGA
Culex quinquefasciatus (southern house mosquito) is the source of this 4655-nucleotide messenger RNA. It is a transcript of the gene DAT, whose product is annotated as sodium-dependent dopamine transporter. The record is from RefSeq and is a predicted model, not a curated record. NCBI's taxonomy places the organism in Eukaryota, Metazoa, Arthropoda, Insecta, Diptera, Culicidae. Gene Ontology annotation, biological process: sodium ion transmembrane transport; dopamine uptake involved in synaptic transmission. The coding region runs from base 649 to 2757 and encodes 702 amino acids. The transcript is spliced from 7 exons. Gene Ontology annotation, molecular function: dopamine:sodium symporter activity. Gene Ontology annotation, cellular component: neuron projection; presynaptic membrane; neuronal cell body membrane.